AUGGGCUCCAGCUCCUCCUCCUAUUCCCCUAAAACCAUUUACCUGGAUGUGGAUGGAAAGGUUCAAAAGGUGGUGUUCAGUGGGCACUGCAGCCCAUGUGACAUCAAGGAGCUUCUGUGUACCUCAUCUAACAUUCCCAGGAACACUGCCAUCAUGAUAAUGGACCCAGAAGGAGCCAUGGUCUCCAUAGAUCCCACCAUGCCCACCAACUCUCCAAACUCUCUGUACAAAGUUGUUCCUCUGUCUACUGGUCAAAUUGGAGAUAAGGAGGACAUGUUUCAGAACGUGUUGUCCCAGGUGGCUGAUCAGUUCAGCAGAGCCUUUCGCAUCAACGAGUUGAAGACUGAGGUCACCAACAGGCUAGCGAUGCUGGAGAAGAGAGUGGAACUGGAGGGCUUGAAGGUGGUGGAGAUUGAGAAGUGUAAAAAUGAUCUGAAAAAGCUACGAGAUGAGAUGACUUCCAGAGGUGGUGGCAGAGUAAACUGUCCAUGCAAAUACAACUUUGACGAUGGGAAGAAGGUCACUCCUAGACGAGAUGUCCCCAAUUACCCAAAGUACACACUGUCUCAGGAGACUGUUGAGGCGCUCAAGAAGCCAACAUUCGAUGUCUGGCACUGGGAACAUAACGAGAUGCUGAGUUGUUUGGAGUAUAUGUACCAUGACUUGGGACUGGUGAAGGAAUUCAACAUGAACCCCAUCACACUCAAACGCUGGCUGUUGGCAAUUCAGGAGAACUACCGUAAUAAUCCUUUCCACAACUUUCGCCACUGCUUUUGCGUUAGUCAGAUGAUGUAUGGCAUGAUUAACCUCUGCAACCUACAGGAGAAGCUGACUCUUACAGAUAUUGGCAUUCUAAUGACAGCUGCAGUGUGUCAUGACCUGGACCACCCUGGCUACAACAACACGUACCAAAUCAAUGCCCGCACAGACCUGGCAGUGCGCUACAACGACAUAUCGCCGCUGGAGAACCAUCACUGUGCUGUGGCCUUCCAGAUCCUCUCUCUUCCUGAGUGCAAUAUUUUUGCAAAUGUGGAUCCUGAGGCAUUCAAACAGAUCAGACAGGCAAUUAUUACCCUCAUUUUGGCCACCGACAUGGCCAGACACGGGGAGAUACUAGACUCCUUUAAGCAAAAAGUGGACAACUUUGACUUCACCAAUGAAGAGCAUGUGACAUGUCUGAAGAUGGUUUUGAUCAAGUGCUGUGACAUUUCCAACGAAGUGAGGCCGACUGAGGUAGCCGAGCCAUGGGUAGACUGCUUAUUGGAGGAGUACUUCAUGCAGAGUGACAGGGAGAAGUGUGAGGGCCUCCCUGUGGCUCCCUUCAUGGACAGAGAUAAAGUCACCAAACCGACUGCUCAGAUUGGAUUCAUCAAGUUUGUCCUCAUCCCAAUGUUUGAGACUGUCAUGAAGCUUUUUCCUCAGAUUGAAGAGAUCAUGGUUCAACCUUUGAGAGACUCGCGUGACCACUAUGAGGAGCUGAAACAGAUUGAUGAUGCCAUGACAGAGGCACAGAAGAAAAAAACUGAAAAUAUGUCAUUAGGCGGGAAGAAGAAGUAAGCUCUGCAGUGAGUGAGUGCAGUGGUAUCUGUGGGUCCUCUUUUGUGAUCAAAC
Anoplopoma fimbria (sablefish) is the source of this 1611-nucleotide messenger RNA. RefSeq names its product phosphodiesterase 9ac (gene pde9ac). Gene Ontology annotation, biological process: cGMP catabolic process. NCBI's taxonomy places the organism in Eukaryota, Metazoa, Chordata, Actinopteri, Perciformes, Anoplopomatidae. Gene Ontology annotation, molecular function: 3',5'-cyclic-GMP phosphodiesterase activity. The record is from RefSeq and is a predicted model, not a curated record. The transcript is spliced from 19 exons. The coding region runs from base 1 to 1557 and encodes 518 amino acids.